Messenger RNA from Pipistrellus nathusii (Nathusius's pipistrelle), 2271 nucleotides. The record is from the annotation of a GenBank genome assembly. NCBI's taxonomy places the organism in Eukaryota, Metazoa, Chordata, Mammalia, Chiroptera, Vespertilionidae.
AUGGACUCGGGCCGGGACUUCCUGACGCUGCACGGCCUACAGAAUGACGAGGAUCUACAGGCGCUGCUGAAGGGCACCCAGCUCCUGAAGGUGAAGUCCAACUCAUGGCGGCGCGAGCGCUUCUACAAGCUGCAGGAGGACUGCAAGACCAUCUGGCAGGAGUCCCGCAAGGUCAUGCGAAGCCCCGAGUCCCAGCUGUUCUCCAUCGAGGACAUUCAGGAGGUGCGGAUGGGACACCGCACCGAGGGCCUGGAGAAGUUUGCCCGGGACGUGCCCGAGGACCGCUGCUUCUCCAUCGUCUUUAAAAACCAGCGAAACACACUUGACCUCAUCGCCUCCUCCCCAGCGGACGCCCAGCACUGGGUGCAGGGGCUGCGCAAGAUCAUCCACCACUCAGGCUCCAUGGACCAGCAGCAGAAGCUGCAGCACUGGAUUCACUCCUGCUUGCGGAAAGCUGACAAAAACAAGGAUAACAAGAUGAGCUUCAAGGAACUGCAGAACUUCCUGAAGGAGCUCAACAUCCAGGUGGAUGACAGCUAUGCCCGCAAGAUCUUCAGGGAAUGUGACCACUCCCAGACAGACUCCUUGGAGGACGAGGAGAUCGAGGCCUUCUACAAGAUGCUGACCCAGCGGAAGGAGAUCGACCGCACCUUCGAGGAGGCCGCAGGCUCGGGGCAGACGCUGUCCGUGGAUCAGUUAGUGACCUUCCUGCGGCACCAGCAGCGGGAGGAGGCGGCCGGGCCUGCACUGGCCCUCUCCCUCAUUGAGCGCUACGAGCCCAACGAGACUGCCAAGGCCCAGCGGCAGAUGACCAAGGACGGCUUCCUCAUGUAUCUGCUCUCGGCCGACGGCAGCGCCUUCAACCUGGCGCACCGGCGGGUCUACCAGGACAUGGGCCAGCCGCUCAGCCACUACCUGGUGUCCUCCUCCCACAACACCUACCUGCUGGAGGACCAGAUCACCGGGCCCAGCAGCACCGAAGCCUACAUCCGGGCGCUGUGCAAAGGCUGCCGCUGCCUGGAACUGGACUGCUGGGACGGACCCAACCAGGAGCCCAUCAUCUACCACGGCUACACCUUCACCUCCAAGAUCCUCUUUUGCGAUGUGCUCCGAGCCAUUCGGGACUACGCCUUCAAGGCAUCCCCCUACCCCGUCAUCCUGUCCCUGGAGAACCACUGCAGCCUGGAGCAGCAGCGCGUGAUGGCGCGACAUCUGAGCACGACUCUGGGCUCCAUGCUGCUGGACCGGCCGCUGGAAGGGGUUACCAACAGCCUCCCAUCCCCUGAGCAACUGAAGGGGAAGAUCUUGCUGAAGGGAAAGAAGCUAGGGGGGCUCCUGCCCCCCAGCGGGGAAGGGGGCCCUGAGGCCAUUGUCGUGUCUGAUGAGGAUGAGGCAGCCGAGAUGGAGGAUGAGGCCGUGAGGAGCCGAGUGCAGCACAAGCCCAAGGAGGACAAGCUCAGGCUAGUGAAGGAGCUCUCUGACAUGGUCAUUUACUGUAAGAGCGUCCACUUCCUGGGCUUCCCCGGCCCAGGCAGCCCGGGGCAGGCUUUCUAUGAGAUGGCAUCCUUCUCCGAGAACCGCAUCCUCCGACUGCUCCAAGAAUCAGGAAACAGCCUCGUCCGCCACAAUGUGAAUCACCUGAGCAGGAUCUACCCUGCGGGGUGGAGAACCGACUCCUCCAACUACAACCCCGUGGAGAUGUGGAACGGGGGCUGCCAGAUCGUGGCCUUGAACUUCCAGACGCCUGGGCCCGAGAUGGACGUGUACCAGGGCCGCUUCCAGGACAACGGGGCCUGCGGGUACGUGCUGAAGCCCGUCUUCCUACGGGACCCCAACUCCGCCUUCAACCCGCGCAACCCGGCUCAGGGGCCCUGGUGGGCUCGGAAGCGGCUCAACAUCCGGGUCAUCACGGGGCAGCAGCUGCCCAAGGUCAACAAGAGCAAGAACUCGAUCGUGGACCCCAAGGUGACGGUGGAGGUGCACGGUGUGGGCCGGGACAUGGCCAGCCGCCAGACCGCCGUGGUCACCAACAACGGUUUCAACCCGUGGUGGGACACGGAGUUUGAGUUCGACGUGGCGGUGCCGGAGCUGGCCCUCGUGCGCUUCGUGGUGGAGGACUAUGACGCCUCCUCCAAGAACGACUUCGUCGGCCAGAGCACCAUCCCCCUCAACAGCCUCAAGCAGGGAUACCGCCACGUCCACCUCAUGUCCAAGAACGGAGACCAGCACCCGUCCGCCACCCUCUUUGUGAAGGUGUCGCUGCAGGACUAG